This is a messenger RNA of Melampsora larici-populina 98AG31, 1335 nucleotides long. RefSeq names its product family 4 carbohydrate esterase. Gene Ontology annotation, molecular function: chitin deacetylase activity. The record is from RefSeq and is a predicted model, not a curated record. The coding region runs from base 1 to 1335 and encodes 444 amino acids. Gene Ontology annotation, biological process: carbohydrate metabolic process. Lineage: Eukaryota; Fungi; Basidiomycota; Pucciniomycetes; Pucciniales; Melampsoraceae. Gene Ontology annotation, cellular component: membrane. The transcript is spliced from 5 exons.
AUGACUGUGGCUUCAAGCGCCGCUGCUUCAUCUCAUAAUCCGACUCACAACCUUUGGUCUCGUGAUGCGACUACUACAUCAAAAGCCAAAUCAUCAAACUCAGCUGGUGCCGGUGCUGGAGCUGGUAGUUUACAAACUGGAAAUUUUCCUCCAAUCGUUCAAUCUAUGGCUCCUUCAACAAUGACAGCUUUACCGGCUACUUUCACACCUGGUAGCGCUUCGCCCGUUCCUGGAGCUCCAGCCCUUCCAUCAACUAUCCUUAACAUCGCUAGUUAUCCUCCACUCGAUUUGAUUCCUUCCGUCAAUUCACCAGAAGUCAAGGAAUGGCUCAGUCAGAUCGAUAUGACCAAAAUUCCAUCAUCAGCACCAACUGGACUGAACGGCUGUAGUAACACAUCUAAUGCGGCUGCUGUCAAAUCAGCAGGAGCUGGUGGGAAUUGUUGGUGGACUUGUGGUGGUUGUUCGCGUGAUACGGAUAUCACUGUCUGCCCCAACAAAGCUACAUGGGGUGCUAGUUUUGAUGACGGACCUUCACCUGAUACACCUAUCUUACUUGAUUAUCUUGCUAAACAUAAUCUUACUACAACCUUCUUCGUUGUCGGAUCACGUGUUCUCAGUCGUCCUGCCAUGUUACAAUAUGAAUACGAAGCUGGAAAUCAAAUCUCUGUUCACACUUGGUCUCAUCCUGCCCUCACUACCUUGACCAAUGAGCAAAUUGUUGCAGAGCUAGGGUGGUCUAAAAAGGUCAUCAAGGACACUAUUGGCGUCACCCCCAACACGAUGAGACCUCCUUACGGUGAUAUUGAUGACCGAGUUCGUUACAUCGCUAUGGCUAUGGGCCUUACACCUAUCAUUUGGACUACAUCCCCAGCUGGAAAGACCUUUGACACUCAAGAUUGGAAGAUCUCCACUGGUAUCGUAACACCAGCUCAAGUUCUCAAGAACUUCCAAGAUAUCAUUGCAUCGGCUUCUUCGCUCACCAGUGGUUUCAUUGUUCUUGCCCAUGAUUUGUAUCCUCAAAGUGUUGCAUUAGCAGUAGAAUACGUUCUACCGCAAGCUUUAGCAGCUGGAAACUUGACAGUAGAACCAAUCAUCACUUGUCUUGGUCAACCACUUUCAGAAGGUUAUGCAGAAACAGCUACCACCAAUGUAUCAACCGGACCAUUCUCAACUAAUUCAUCUACAGCUAGUCCUAAAGUGUUUAGAAACGGUACUGAUGCAUCUGGUUUCUCUGGAAAUGUUAAUAAACCUUCUUCCUCAUCUAUUCUUUCUGUUAAACCUUUGAUGUAUGGUUUAUCUACAUCUUUGAUGAUCUUAUUUAUUACUUUGUUGUAA